Triticum turgidum subsp. durum (durum wheat) is the source of this 1254-nucleotide messenger RNA. Lineage: Eukaryota; Viridiplantae; Streptophyta; Magnoliopsida; Poales; Poaceae. The record is from the annotation of a GenBank genome assembly.
AUGCGCCGGGCAGCCGCCGCCGCCACCACCAGGAUCAGGAUCGGGAUGGCGGCGGAGGAGGUCAGGCAGGCGUCCGCGGCCGCCACGGCGGCCGAGGCCGCGUCCGCGUCGGUGCCGGCCCCCGCGGGCUCCCGGUGGGCGCGGGUCUGGCCCUCCGCGCUGCGCUGGAUCCCCACCUCCACGGAACGCAUCAUCGCCGCAGAGAAGCGACUCCUCUCCAUCCUCAAAACUGGGUAUGUCCAAGAACAAGUUAACAUUGGCUCUGCUCCACCUGGGUCAAAAGUAAAAUGGUUUAGAUCAUCAAGUGAUGAGCCAAGGUUCAUCAAUACAGUGACAUUUGAUAGCAAGGAGAAUGCUCCCACCCUUGUCAUGGUCCAUGGUUAUGGUGCGUCACAGGGGUUCUUCUUUAGAAACUUUGAUGCCCUUGCAAGCCGUUUCCGGGUGAUUGCCAUUGACCAGCUUGGUUGGGGUGGAUCAAGCAGACCUGACUUUGACUGUAGAAGUACUGAAGAAACCGAGGCUUGGUUCAUAGAUUCUUUUGAGGAAUGGCGCAAAGCAAAAAACCUCAGUAAUUUUAUAUUGCUUGGUCAUUCUUUCGGAGGAUAUGUUGCGGCAAAGUAUGCCUUACAGCAUCCUGAACAUGUUCAGCACUUGAUUUUGGUUGGUUCUGCUGGCUUUUCGUCAGAAACAGAUCAUAGUUCUGAGUGGUUAACCAAGUUCCGUGCAACGUGGAAAGGCAUGCUAGUAAACCAUCUUUGGGAGUCCAAUUUCACUCCUCAGAGAAUUGUGAGAGGAUUAGGUCCUUGGGGCCCAGAUUUAGUUCGGAGAUAUACCACUGCUAGGUUUGGCUCACAUUCAACAGGUGAAUUACUAACAGAAAACGAGUCCUCCUUGCUGACAGAUUACAUUUACCACACUUUAGCUGCCAAAGCUAGUGGAGAGCUGUGCUUAAAACAUAUUUUUUCCUUGGGGGCAUUUGCAAGGAAACCACUUCUGCACAGUGCAUCCGACUGGAAAGUGCCAACUACUUUCAUAUAUGGUCAUGACGAUUGGAUGAAUUACCAAGGGGCGCAGCAAGCACGCAAGGACAUGAAAGUUCCUUGCGAAAUCAUCAGAGUCCCACAGGGAGGACAUUUUGUGUUUAUAGAUAACCCUGUGGGUUUCCACUCGGCGAUCUUCUACGCGUGCCGGAAAUUUUUAUCUGGAGAUGCAGAGGAGGGUCUCUCUCUUCCUGAUGGCUUGAUAUCUGCAUGA